AUGCCAUUGAAAAGUUGGCAGACACGAUCAUUUCUUAUUGAGCUUAAACCACGAAGUGAAUUUGCUUCACUCUUUGUAGACUGUCCACCAUCAGAUGAUAGUGAAACAAGCUGUCACAGCAAUCAACAAAUACAAAAUGAAGCUCGAGAAAGUAAGGAAACGGUGGACCGAAAAGAAAUGGUACAUUUUCGUGAACAUUCCAUCGAAGUGAGUUCAAUAGUCCAACAGAGGAAAGAUGGUGUCACCGAAAUGUUACCAUCAUACUGGGCUAAAUUUGGUGAUCUUACUUUGUAUCCAAAUUCAGUUUGCGCACUUACAUGGGCUGAUAAUCAUCGGUUGUUUAUGUGCAAAGUACGACUGGUAGUUGGUGAAUGCCCAUUAGUACCAAAAACAUUUCAUCAAUUAGCAGUUGGUAUAUUAUCUGGGAUGCUUCUAGAUGAAUAUAUCGAGAAUGUUCAAGCAUUUCCCGUACACGCGGAAUGUGCGGAAUGUACAGCUACUUUGUUUAAUUAUUCUAAAGAUAGUAUGGAAUUGCAGUCGUUACCGGAAGAUGGUUGGUUGAAUACUUCACCAUCUAUGGAAUAUUUUUGCCGUGAUACAUGUAAUUCUGCAUCACAUUCUCACAAUCAUCAUGGUGCGCAUAGUUCAGAUUUGAUAUGUGCUGAUGAUGCACAGAAACAAUGGCUUCCAAAUGAACAACGAAUUGUCGUAUCCGAUUCGUAUUUUUUAGUACUAAGGAAGAUGAUUACCUCAGAUACAAUAACCGUUGAUGAGUCCAAUAUUGUGCUCUGUGCCAAAUGUUCUGUGGAGAUUGGAGUUAUUCUCAAAAAAAAUACUGAUAUUGUACAGUUUCAUCAUGUCAUGUGCAAUUUAAUGGUAACUGAUGGUGGGGAAACUUGUAUAAAUGCCAGAUUUGGCACACUAGAGCAUUUCUUCGCCUGGAUGUUACUUUAUCAAUGUGAAUCGCAGACAUCAGGAAAACUCGUCCUUCGAUCUUAUAAUAAACGGCCGUAUUUACUGAUUUGGUUGUUGGAUUCAUAUGUUGUAAUAUCACAAGGCGAACUGACCGAAGUUGAAGCUGAGGGAAACGAUAAAUUGGUUUAUUCAUUCCCAGCGCUAAAAAUGCUUUACAAGAUAUUUGAUGCUGAAUCAGCUAAAACGGAUCCACGUGCGAAUGGUGAAGAUGCAAGUGUGGGUAUAUUAGAUAUACCACUAGUAUGUUGCGUGAAAUUAACUGAAAUGCUGCUUGAAUCAUCACUAGCUUUACCUCCAACAGGACGAAGUGUCGGCCAGUUUUACGUACGUGUUGAUGUCACUUAUAAAUGUGUUGCUGAUUUAAGCAGAUUCUAUUAA
Messenger RNA from Acanthocheilonema viteae, 1353 nucleotides. The record is from the annotation of a GenBank genome assembly. NCBI's taxonomy places the organism in Eukaryota, Metazoa, Nematoda, Chromadorea, Rhabditida, Onchocercidae.